GUUUUUCAGUUGGGGUAGUUUUUCUGAUGAUGUACAAAAUAUGGGUUUCGAUCAGGGAGCGCUGCCCAAACUGGGCUCCCGCUCCCGCCCCUCCUCCCUCACCACACAGACGACAUGAGAAGGUUAGUGCCCUUCUGUGAGCUCUGGUAUUCCCCGUGCAAACCGGGGACAGCGGUGCAGUCGACCCACGGGGGUGCCCCCUCAACAAAUUGAAGUUGUUGAUAUUACUUCUUGUGGCUGGAGAGUCUUUCCAUAGAGAGCUGAGUGUCACUCUUAAGGACUCCUGGUGGUGGCUUGAAAUCAGAAAACAAGGGUAGAGUUGGCAGCUGUCUGCUUACAAGCCCACGGGGACUGCGGGUGGGCACUCACUGGUGACUUCGCCCAAGGGGGACACAGAUACUCGGCUCAUGGGAUUGUUGUAGUGAAGAAGUGAGUGAUAACAAUGCCAACUAUCGUGCAGGCCGUUUCUGAUCAUACGGGCUGCACUGUGCUGUGUGUCAAGGAACCUGCAGCUCUACCUCAGGACACGGACGGAGAGUCACGUGGAUUCCCGUACUUGGUCAUGGUAGCGACAGGAGUCAAGGGCUGCUGGACUGCCAUGCUCCUAUCCAGACACUCGGGUCCCUUAAGAAAGUGCCAAGGCCCCAACUGUACGUGGAAUACACCUGGCAGACCUGCCCUGUCCUGCGGCCUCGAGGAGUAUCUCAAGAGAUUUUACCCAUCCGACGCCAAAUCGAGGGAUGCCGACGGCUUCGGAGCCCGGCUCAAGGAAAUGCAGAAGUUCUUCCGCCUACCCGUGACGGGAAUGCUGGACUCCCGCGUGAUAGUGGUAAUGCAACAGCCCAGAUGCGGACUUCCGGACACCAGAGAAGACUUGCCAUCCAGAAACAGGCCAAAGUGGAUUUCCAAAGUGGUCACCUACAGGAUCAUAUCAUACACUCGAGACUUACCACGUGUCACAGUGGAUCAUUUAGUGGCAAAGGCCUUGAAUAUGUGGAGCAAAGAGAUCCCACUCUCCUUCAGGAGAGUUGUGCUGGGAAUUCCCGAUAUCGUGAUUGGCUUUGCAAGAGGAGGACCAAAUGUGACACCCACACGCCAAGCUUUCAGUCUCGGAUGGUUAUCGGGGCUGAGCAGUGGUUUUCUGAAACAGAAUGUUCCUGAGGCCCAUAAACACGCACACCGCCCUGCUGCUCACGGGGACUUCUACCCAUUUGACGGACCAGGAGGCACACUGGCCCAUGCCUACGAACCUGGGCCGGGCCUGGGAGGAGACGCCCACUUCGAUGAGGACGAGCGCUGGGCCGACGGCAGGGGUCUAGGAAUUAACUUCCUGGCUGUUGCAACCCAUGAACUUGGCCAUUCUCUGGGCCUGAGACAUUCGUCUGAUCCCGACUCUGUCAUGUACCCCACCUACGGAGCCAGGGACUCUGAGAAUUUCAAGCUCUCGCCGGGCGAUAUCAGAGAAAUCCAGGAAUUGUAUGGAAAGAGAAGUAAAUCAAGAAAGAAGUAGGAACUUCGGGGAGAGCACACGUUCAUUCAUGGGAUUCCUUGUAGCUCUUCUCCAACCAGAACUAAUGCACACAGUCCUUGAAUGUCUCUGAGCACUGACUUGGCUCUUGCCUGUAUCGUGGUUGGUUUUCACGUGUCUCUCUCUCUCCCUCUCUCUCCUUCUGGGGAUAAGCCCCCUUGUGGCCUGAGUGUCUCAUUCAUUGAUGACUUUCCUCGAGCAACUUGCACUUGGUAGAUAUUAAUAAAUGUUAAAUACACAGAUAAAUAAAGUUUGUAUUCCAUGGUAAAA
Molecule: messenger RNA, 1798 nt
Organism: Lynx canadensis (Canada lynx)
Lineage: Eukaryota; Metazoa; Chordata; Mammalia; Carnivora; Felidae
Gene: MMP7
Product: matrix metallopeptidase 7
Exons: 8
Coding region: 443-1510 (355 amino acids)
Biological process (GO): proteolysis; collagen catabolic process; extracellular matrix organization
Cellular component (GO): extracellular matrix
Molecular function (GO): metalloendopeptidase activity; zinc ion binding
Source: RefSeq, a predicted model, not a curated record